Dacryopinax primogenitus is the source of this 1684-nucleotide messenger RNA. RefSeq lists its product as uncharacterized. NCBI's taxonomy places the organism in Eukaryota, Fungi, Basidiomycota, Dacrymycetes, Dacrymycetales, Dacrymycetaceae. The record is from RefSeq and is a predicted model, not a curated record. The transcript is spliced from 4 exons. Gene Ontology annotation, cellular component: nucleus. The coding region runs from base 1 to 1455 and encodes 484 amino acids.
AUGCCCACCUUUGCCGAUCAAUGGAACGCUCAUGUUCCUGCAGAUAUCGUGCUCUCUCGACAUGCAAAAAUAAUUACUAUCUCUGGUGCGACCGAUGAGGUUCGGGAAGUGGACGACGAUGGACACAAAUUUGAUUGGUCUGGUGACUGCGAGAUGGAAGACGCAGAAGCGCUGAAUGUUGUCGACGAUGUCAGGAAUGUCAGGGAAGAGUGGGAACAAUACAGGAGCAAUGAUCCAGACUACUGGGAAGAUGCUAUGGACAUUGACUACGAGUCAACAGGAGGGCACGACGCCAUAAGGAUGGUCAUCGAUACAAACAUCUUGUUGUCCUAUCUUGAUCGAUUAAAAGAGGUUCAUGACAUUCUACGAGACGCUGGCAUGCUCAACAUGAUUGAACUGGUUAUACCUGGGAUCGUCUUGGAGGAGUUGGACGCUCAGCACAAGCGUCCUCACCCCUCCAAACCGGAACUGCGGGAAUCUGCUGGAGCUGCUACCCGAUGGCUGUUGGGAGAAAUUAAAAGGAGAAAGUCCGGAGAACCCUCCAUGAUUCGUGUGCAGAAGGAUGGCGAGACGCAUAUCGACAACAUUAGCUGGAAAAUCAGCACUGCGAAUAACGAUGAUAUCAUACUUGAUUGCUGUCAAUAUUUUGCCAAGUCGGCGAACAAGAUCUAUCUGAUGACGGACGAUGUUAAUCUUAGUACCAAAGCCGAAGCCAACGAUAUACGCACACUUAAUCGCUACGACUUGCGCAGCGCGCACAGCUUCGUGGAGCACUUCGUUCCCAACGCUCUCACUAUAAACCCGAACGGCCAUCAUUCUCCAAAUCGUCAAAAGCAGAACGGGGUAAAGGGGAAGCAAGAGCAUGACCACGCCUCCCAUCAUCAUUCUCGUGCCACGGCUAAGGCUUCCACCAAGCAACACGCAGGUCCAAAGGACAACGUUUCGAAGACAUCCUCACUCCCAGGCGGGAAACUCGACCGUCCUGCUCCCACUUUUCCUAUUCAUUCGGGGACAAAAAAUCCCAUGGAGGAUGUAGACUUGGGGGUGCAGCCCGAUCCUCCGUGCUCUCCUGGGGAUCUCCAUAAACUGUUUCUUGAAUAUCUCACCGAAUAUCUUCCCGCGGAGACUGUUAGCACACUCAGGAAACUAGAAUCCGAACCGUCAAACUGGCAGUCCUGGUCUUCUAAGGCCUGCAUAGAGGAGCUAAAGCAAGCACGGCCAUCCAGGCCUCCCCCCGCACCGAUCGAGUGGACCUGUCUCCUUGCCUUUUGUGCUAGACCAGGUGAGAGUGGCUACCGGGCGAAUGGCGGGGGAAGGGGCGACUGGGAGAAGGCCAUCCGUAUGCUUCGUCUGGUUGGGGAGACAUAUGGUUUGUCCGUCUGCUUGGGCGAUGCAUCGCUCCAAAACCUCGAGAAGAUGAUGCUGUCAUCCAUGGGUUUGGUUGUCUCGCGAUGAACUUCAUCUGCCACUCGGAGGUAACUUGUCUUCUCAUCUUUCACUUGUGCCUUUAUCGACAUACCACAUCAAGAUUAGAUUUAUCUGGCAAUCACUGCAUCUCUCUGGUCACAUACCUGGACACGGCAUUCUCGCAUUUCUCCGAUCACGCACACUGGACAUGUCAUCCCUGCAUCAUAUUCCCAUUUAGCACCUGCUAUCCGAUUUGUACGCGCAAGUCAAAUAAUCC